AUAGUGCGAAAAAAUCUCAUUCCGGCAUGCGUCUUAACUGUAAACAUAGGAAUCAAAUUAAAUUUUUAUUACAGCUUAUUAAUAAUAAUGCUUAAUGAAAAUUUGUUGUUAAUGUAGAAAAAUUAAUCAAAGUUAUAAACAAGAUGAACGAGUAUAAAAAGCACGAGACUGUUUCAGAUUUGAAAGGAACAAAUAUUUUUGAGGGUGAAGCUUCUGAAAGUGACGAUGAAUACUCAGGAGUUAGUUCAAAUGUCAAGCACACUGAGUCAAAGUUAGAAUCAAAGGUACCAGAAAGUCCUGGUAGUACAGGUCUUAGUAGUGGUGUUGUUGUUUCUGGUGAGGCUUCAGAGAGUGAUGAUGAUAUUGAUGAUUAUAUGAUAUCUGAUCAAAUAGGUCAUGAAUUUGAAAUAUCUAAUGGUAUGACUAUUUCAUUAGAAAUAAAAAAGCCAAAGUUUGAGUCGUUGUUUCACAAAAAGCUUUGGGAAAAAAAUUUUUCAUUUCGCCAUGGUGUUGUUGAACAUCAGUUAGAACAUUAUGCAACUCUCAUCAAUAAACUUAAAGCAUUUAUACCUUCAUCUAAUCGUUCACAAAAUUUUGCUCAGGACGCUUUGAAAGAUUACAGAGUAAUAUCUAAUCUAACGAAACAUCUAAAUGAUAACCUAGAAAAUGUUUUGGGUCAGGUCAACAUUCCAAUUUUAGUAGAAGACGUUUCUUUAUGUUAAUCGAUUUUUUUAAAACGUUUAAUGAGCUUUUAAA
Hydra vulgaris (swiftwater hydra) is the source of this 756-nucleotide messenger RNA. RefSeq lists its product as uncharacterized. NCBI's taxonomy places the organism in Eukaryota, Metazoa, Cnidaria, Hydrozoa, Anthoathecata, Hydridae. The record is from RefSeq and is a predicted model, not a curated record.